Molecule: messenger RNA, 1890 nt
Organism: Penicillium expansum
Lineage: Eukaryota; Fungi; Ascomycota; Eurotiomycetes; Eurotiales; Aspergillaceae
Product: endopolyphosphatase
Exons: 2
Coding region: 1-1890 (629 amino acids)
Biological process (GO): polyphosphate catabolic process
Cellular component (GO): fungal-type vacuole; membrane
Molecular function (GO): exopolyphosphatase activity; endopolyphosphatase activity
Source: RefSeq, a predicted model, not a curated record
AUGCAGUCAAUUUUCUUGCUGCUGGGCCUCUUUGCCAACGCCAUCUCCGCUAGCCCCUUGGGACAACAGCCGUUGGGCCGUAUUAGUCCAACGGAGCUGUCUGGGCAGCUGGCGGAGAGUUUGCGCAAACCUGUACGCGGACGAUUCUUACAUAUAACUGAUUUUCAUCCCGACCGCCUCUACAAGCCCGGAACCUCGAUCGAUCGCUCAUGCCACCGUGGUAACGGCCCCGCGGGGUAUUUUGGAGCCGAGGGCACAGAAUGCGAUUCACCCUUAUCACUUGUGAACGAGACAUUUCGCUGGAUCGAAGAAAAUUUGAAGGAUGAGAUUGAUUUUGUGAUUUGGACCGGUGAUUCCGUCCGACACGACAAUGAUGAAAAGCUCCCUCGCACGGCAGAGGAGAUUAUGGAGUUGAAUGAAUUCCUGUCCCAAAAAUGGAGUAGUAUUUUCGGCGUGGGGGAGGUUCGUGAGACCUCGAAUGCCGUGCCUAGGAUGUCGAUCCCCGUGAUCCCAACAUUCGGAAACAACGAUAUCAUGCCACACAACAUCUUCAACGAAGGACCGAACAAAUGGACAAAGCGCUUUGCGGAAAUCUGGAACCAGUUUAUCCCAGAAGAUCAGCGUCACACCUUUGUUGAGGGCGGUUGGUUCACCACGGAGGUAGUUCCCGGUCGGCUAGCGGUCAUCAGCUUAAACACCAUGUACUUCUUCGAUUCCAACAGUGCGGUGGAUGGAUGUAACGCCAAGUCGGAACCUGGAUACGAGCACAUGGAGUGGUUGCGGGUGCAGUUGAAAAUCCUGCGCAGUCGCAACAUGAAAGCGAUUCUCAUGGGCCAUGUCCCCCCAGCCCGGUCGAGCGAGAAAAAGAAUUGGGAUGAGACAUGUUGGCAAAAAUAUACACUCUGGAUGCACCAGUACCGUGACGUUGUUGUCGGUAGCUUUUACGGCCAUAUGAACAUCGAUCACUUCAUGCUCCAGGAUAGUAACAAGGUCAAUAUUGAUUCAAAGGUUGAUGGGAAGGUGUCAGCCAGCUCAAAAACCGACUACCUCCAGUCUCUCCGGAACCAAUGGUCCUCAUUGCCAUAUCCUCCGUCCGGAGUUUUCAAGGAGCUUGACUCCACGUCAAAUUUGGGAGAUUCCUCGCAAGUUGAACCGGCUAAGAAAGACAAGAGGGGCAAAAAGAAGGACAAGAAGAAGCAAAAGUUCUUGGACAAGAUUGGAGGCCCAUGGGCAGAACGAUACAGCGUCUCGCUAGUCGCUCCUAGUUUGGUCCCGAACUUUUUCCCCAGCCUGCGCGUGAUCGACUACAAUGUCACGGGACUGGACGAUGUCGCACACGGUGUGGAUUCAUUCACACAUGAGAUUGAUGCCACAAAAUUUGGAGUCGAUCAUGCUGUGAUGGAUACCCCGGAACCCAGCGACGAUUCUCUGCGUUCCCCCGAAAUUCAAAAGAAGAAAAAGAAGGGCAAGGACAAGAAAAAGAAACCCAAGUUCAAAGUCCCUGAGCCCCCCUCGUCAACCGCUCCUCCUGGCCCUGCAUACUCGAACCAGCCGUUUACCUUGCUUGGCUACACCCAAUACUACUCAAAUUUAACGAAACUCCACGAAAAGAUCGCAGCGGGCGAACAAGGCGAUGAUCCUCGUCUCGACUUCGAGAUCGAGUACACCACAAGUGAUGACGUGUAUCAAAUGAAAGACCUGACAGUACGCAGCUUCUUCCAACUUGCAGCCAGAAUUGGCGAGGAAGGAGCCGAAGAAAAGCACACUGGCGACAUCAGUAGCCAAGGUGUUGAUGCCGCUGAUAAGAAGAAGAAGCCAGUGAACGAUGUCUGGCGGACAUUUUUAAGGCGCGCAUUUGUUGGAUUCCCAGUUGAUGACCUGGAUGAAUAG